AUGAAAAUAGAUAAGCCAGUUAUUAAAAUUAGUCCUCAGUUAAAUAACAGUGAGCAAUCAAACCUUACUGAGAUUGAUUUGCUACAAUCAAAUCAAUCUAGUGUGAAUAAUUCUAAGAAUAAUCAGAGCUCACCCAUUGAAACUGAUGUACCUUAUUCUAUUAAUAUACUACCUUCGACGUCUGGAGUACAAAAAUUUGUUAAAAAUCAAGAACAAGUAAAUAAUGAAAGUAAAAAAGUUACUGAAGAUAUUGAAGUACUAGUUUCUGACACUGAAGACAUGGGAGCAUUACACACCUUUUUGCCAGUGACAGCUAGUGAAGAAAAUAAAAAAUUUUUGAAACAAAUUUACGCUGGCUUAUCUGCAGCGUAUCAAUAUCAGAAUAUGAAAAUGUCGAAGAUGAUAAAAAGCUUCAAGGUAAAUGGAGAAAAUAAGAAAGAAAUUUCUCCGAAUUCUCACAUUUAUUUCCCCAUUAAAUUGAUUGAAAGCAUUGAACAAAGUGCUGUAACAGAAACAGGUAUGAUUGAUUGGAAGAAAAUAUUGAAACUAGCUUUGAUGGAAAUAUAUGGAAAUAGCAUUGCAAAUUAUAGUGCUAUUGGCCGAAAUAAAAACUCACGUCCGCCAAUUGACCAUGACAUCUAUGAAGGAAUUUUUCUUUCUGAGCUUGAACUACAAUUCUUCCAAAAGGUCAUUUCUGCAGUUGAAAAAGAAGACAAAUGGCAUCACAAUUCAGAUAAUCAUUUAAGUUUGAUGAAUUCGGAAUCACAUAAUAGUUUUUUAAUACCUGGAGCUACAAAGAACAACAUUUUAUUUCCAAAGUCUACAAUUGCUUAUAUUGAGAAGCGAACAGAAAAGAGUGGGAAUUCGAAUUUAUCAGAUUGGAAGAAUUUAGUUAAAGAAGCAUUGAUACAGAUUUACGGCAGUAAUGUAGGUAAUUUUUGUGCCAAAGGCAACGUAGCAUCACGGACACCUAUUAAUUCUCAAUUAUUUGAUGCAUUAUAUACAUGGGCUAAUAGCCGUUCUGAAGAAUUAAUUACAGAAAAAGAGUUUAUUCAGCACAUAAAUAAAAUUGCAUCCAAUAAAAGGAAAAAUAAAAACUUUACAUUAGCCAGCAAAACAACUAUUACUACUGGCUCCAGCGUCCAAAAAUGCAGUUUAAAUCCUUCGUUGCCUGGAUCAAAACAGCUAUAUCCACCUAAAAUUGGAUCCAUGAACCGAGACUUUGGAGCUGCUUACAAUCAUGAUUCAGAUUCAACACCAUCAUCAACUGCUUCACCGUUGAUAUUUAACCAACAUGAUUCCUCGAGCAUUCAGUAG
Molecule: messenger RNA, 1317 nt
Organism: Cotesia congregata
Lineage: Eukaryota; Metazoa; Arthropoda; Insecta; Hymenoptera; Braconidae
Source: the annotation of a GenBank genome assembly